Molecule: messenger RNA, 1308 nt
Organism: Frieseomelitta varia
Lineage: Eukaryota; Metazoa; Arthropoda; Insecta; Hymenoptera; Apidae
Product: odorant receptor 22b-like
Exons: 9
Coding region: 98-1273 (391 amino acids)
Biological process (GO): sensory perception of smell; detection of chemical stimulus involved in sensory perception of smell
Cellular component (GO): plasma membrane
Molecular function (GO): olfactory receptor activity; odorant binding
Source: RefSeq, a predicted model, not a curated record
AAACGAACAACUCUUUCUUAUUAUAUGCCCUUACUAUUCUUGCUAAGAGCCAUACAUACGUUUGAAAUUGUUCCAUCUGGUUACAUUUCGCACAAUUAUGAAUUGGCAGACAGUUGAAGAUCAAUAUUUCAGUGACAGCAAAUUUUUCGCGCAGUUAGUCGGCAUCUGGCCACAACAGGAGAGAUUCACCAAAUUUUUUAUACGACUUUUCAUAUUCGUUUUAAUCAUUGUUGCCCUCAUAACCCAGGUAUCUCGGGUUAUAGUAUUUUAUAGUACAGACACGCUGAUGGACCAACUGAUAUAUCUGACUAUAACUAUAAUAAUUCCAAUUAAACAGUACAAUUACAUCCUGAAUGAAAAGAAGAUGGAAGAACUUUUGAGUGAAAUCGUGAUCGAUCACCUGAUGGAACGGCCGAAGGAAGAACUGGAAAUUUUGGACACGUACUAUAAGAAGGCGAUAAUAUUUUCUUUUAUAUAUAAAGCCAGUAUAUCCACAUCAGCCUUGAUGUUUAUCCUCAUGCCGGCCAUACCACCUAUUUUGAACAUCAUAGCGCCCCUGAACGAGUCACGAGGUCGCGAAUUCGUCUAUCCAGCUUAUUAUUUCGUUGAUGAACAGCAAUAUUAUUAUCCUAUACUAGCGAAUAUGAUAGCAGGAGAACUAGUACUUAUAGCUGUAUAUAUCGCCACUGAUAUCAAUCUGAUAUAUGUCAUAUAUCAUGGAUGUGCUUUGUUGGUCAUCAGCGGAUAUCGUUUCAAGCACGCGUUAGACGAUGUGAAUCUAUAUGAUGAAAAGUACAACGAUGCAUUAAUGCAUGAGGCUUACGCGAAGGUGUGCCGAUCCAUUGAAGCUCACAAAAGAGCUGUCAAAUACAUGCAGAAAAUCGACGCUUGCUACGUGCAUUAUUUCUUGAUAGUCUUGGGCAUGACAAUCGUAGCAUUCACAUUUACUUUCGUUAAGCUGUCAACGAUGGAAAUGGGGACAAAAUUCUUCACGUUUUGUGUAUGCACUGUCGCUCAACUGGUUCAUUUGUUAUUUUUGACGAUUAUGGGACAGUCUGUGGAAAACUCCAACAAUGAAAUUUUUCAGACAAUAUAUGAAGCCAAUUGGUACAGUGGCUCGUCGAGAACACAGUUACUGUAUGUACUAGUGUUGCGAAAAUGUCUAAACCCGCCUGUGCUAUCAGGUGGAGGAUUGAUCCCUUUAAACUUGUUCAGCUUUGUACAGGUCCUCAAAGCAUCUUUUUCGUAUUACACAGUGUUUAGGUCUGCGUAGUUCGAAGAGAAAGUAAUUCGAAUAUACAAUGUCCG